UUUUUUCACACGAAUCUCACGGAAGGUGCAGAAAUGCGAUAAAUUCACGCAAUUUUCACGUCCAGACACCGUGAAAAAGUAGACAAUCAGACUCACGACAUCAUCCUCGUGUGCCAUCUUCAUACAGGGCAAACAAAUGAUAUAAUUGCGUGCCAAACGUACAAUAUAGCGCCUAAGUUGACCACCACCACCAAUUAAUUGCUCAAAUCGCAUCGAUUUCAUCUCAUCCAGCACAGAGAGGAGAUUACCAGCCUCCAAUCAUGAAUGACUGCAAUGUUGGAUCAGCGAGUUUUCUCCAUUUGGGCGAUGUUGUCUCACUCUAUGCCGAGGGUAGUGUUUGUGGAUUCCUCAGCACCCUGGGUCUCGUCGACGAUCGCACGGUUGUGUGUCCGGAAGCGGGUGAUUUGAACUACCCGCCGAAGAAAUUUCGCGAUUGCUUACUCAAAAUAUGCCCAAUGAAUCGCUAUUCGGCCCAGAAGCAAUUCUGGAGUACGGCAAAGCAGAGUAGCUCAAAUACGGAUACGAAUCUCCUCAAGAGACUCCACCAUGCGGCGGAGAUUGAGAAAAAGCAAAAUGAGACGGAGAAUAAGAAGCUCUUGGGGACUGUUGUGCAAUAUGGGAGUGUCAUUCAGUUGCUCCAUCUUAAAUCCAAUAAAUAUCUCACCGUCAAUAAGCGUUUGCCGUCGUUGCUGGAGAAGAAUGCCAUGCGUGUGUACCUCGAUGCGAAUGGCAAUGAAGGGUCAUGGUUCUACAUUAUGCCCUUCUACAAGCUCCGCUCAAGUGGUGACAAUGUCGUCGUGGGGGAUAAAGUAAUCCUCAAUCCUGUCAAUGCAGAUCAGCAGAAUUUGCACGUGGCCGCGAAUUAUGAGCUACCGGAUAAUCCGGGAUGCAAGGAGGUGAAUGUCCUCAAUUCAUCCACAUCGUGGAAGAUAACACUUUUCAUGGAGCACAAGGAGAAUCAGGAGGAUAUCCUAAAGGGUGGGGAUGUUAUACGUUUAUUCCAUGCGGAACAAGAGAAAUUCCUCACGAUGGAUGAGUACAGGAAGCAGCAGCAUGUCUUUCUGCGCACAACAGGUCGUACGAGCGCCACGGCGGCUACGAGUAGCAAAGCCCUGUGGGAGGUUGAAGUUGUCCAGCAUGACUCCUGUCGCGGUGGGGCGGGACAUUGGAAUUCCCUCUAUCGCUUCAAGCACCUCGCAACGGGAUGCUAUCUGGGUGCCGAGGCGGAUCCUGACUAUCAAGCUGACGCUGAGGGUGAUAGCACAAAAGUCUGCUACUACCGUCUUGUGUCUGUGCCAUAUUCCUCAGAUAUUGCAUCAGUGUUCGAAUUGGAUGCCACCACCAUGACACGAGCGGACAGCCUUGUCCCGCAAUCCAGCUACGUGCGGAUGCAUCAUUUGUGCACAAAUACCUGGGUUCAUGCCACAUCUGUACCCAUUGACAUUGACGACGAUAAGCCGGUCAUGUCAAAGGUGGGAUGUUCCCCAAUCAAGGAGGACAAGGAGGCAUUUGCCCUUAUCCCGGUGUCCCCGGUGGAAGUGCGUGAUUUGGAUUUUGCCAAUGAUGCCUGCAAGGUGCUCGUGCUGAUGAAUUGUCGCCUCGAAACGGGCAACAUUUCCCACAAUGAGCGUCGUUCACUGAUUUCCCUGCUGCAGGAUAUUGUCUACUUCAUAGCAGGAUUGGAGAAUGAACAAAAUAAAUCCGAAGCUCUGGAGUUACGUAUAAACAAUCCCAAUCGCGAUCGGCAGAAACUCCUGCGUGAGCAGUACAUCCUUAAGCAGCUCUUUGAACUCCUCAGGCGUCCCUUUCAAGACAUCCCCGGCACUGAUGGGCCCUUUCUGCGUCUCGAUGAGCUGAGUGAUCCCAAAAAUUCUCCCUACAAGUACAUCUUUCGCCUCUGCUAUCGCAUUCUUCGGCUCAGUCAGCAGGACUACAGGAAGAAUCAAGAGUACAUUGCUAAGCACUUUGGGCUUAUGCAGAAGCAAAUUGGCUAUGAUAUCCUGGCGGAGGACACCAUUACGGCGCUCCUGCAUAACAACAGGAAGCUCCUGGAGAAGCACAUAACAGCUGCGGAAAUUGAGACCUUUGUGGGGCUCGUGCGGAAGAAUAUGCGCAACUGGGAAUCACGUUUCCUUGACUACCUCUCGGAUCUGUGUGUGUCCAAUAAGAAGGCAAUUGCUGUGACGCAGGAGCUCAUUUGCAAGAGUGUCCUGAGUACGAAGAAUUCCGACAUACUCAUUGAUACGCAAAUACGGGAGAAAUCUGUGAAAAUUGUCGAAGAGGAUGCAGCAGAGGCAGCAGCAACAGUGGAUAAAUUAGGAGAGAUGGAGGAGGAGAACAAUGUGCAAAUCCUCGUACCACAGAUGCGGGAAUGCAUAAUGGGAUCUGAGGUGUACCUAAAGUGGCACAAUGGUGCCAAAUCAAUGGCUGAUUUAGCACAAGGACACAAAAAGCGCGAAGAUGCAGCAAUUUUGGAUUACUACCGCCAUCAAUUGAAUCUCUUCUCCAACAUGUGCCUCAAUCGUCAGUACUUGGCACUAAAUAACCUUUCCCCACACCUCGAUAUUGACCUCAUUCUCAAGUGUAUGUCCGAUGAAAUGGUACCAUACGAACUGAGGGCCUCCUUCUGUAGGCUCAUGCUGCACUUGCAUGUCGAUCGUGAUCCCCAGGAGCCCGUAACUCCGGUCAAAUAUGCUCGAUUGUGGUCGGAAAUCCCAUCAAAGAUGUCCAUUUAUGACUAUGACUGCAAAAAGCAUCCAGAUUGCAAUAAAGAAGCCGUAAGGGCACGUUUUAACACAACAAUUGCCUUCGUUGAGAACUACCUUUGCAACGUAGCGGCCAAAAUGUGGCUAUUUGCUGAUCAAGAUCAAAAUAAAUUGACAUUUGAAGUUGUGAAAUUAGCCCGAGAUCUAAUCUACUUUGGCUUCUACAGCUUCAGUGAUCUAUUGAGACUGACAAAGACACUACUAAGCAUCCUUGACUGUGUGUCAGAGUCCGAUAUUGUCGAUGGAGGUCUUCCCACGGGAGAAAUUGAUUCCGAGGGUGGUGUCCUUCGUUCCAUCGGUGAUAUGGGAGCCGUUAUGACAUCCCUGACACUCGGUCCAAUUGGAACAGCCAUCGUUUCCCCCGCUAUAUCGGUGCAACAACGAAAAUCCGUAACGCAACUCAUGAAGGAGUACCCCCUUGUUAUGGAUACAAAGCUCAAAAUAAUUGAAAUUCUCCAAUUUAUCCUGGAUGUGAGGCUUGACUAUCGCAUCAGUUGCCUCCUGUCGAUCUUUAAGAGGGAAUUCGAUGAGACGGAUUAUGUGAAUCAGGACAUGGUGACGAUGCGUCAGAAGAAUAUUGAUUUGGAGUCAAUUGGGAGUCAGGCUGAGGGGAUUUUUGGGUGCAACGAAGAGUCCGCGAGUCUCGAUCUCGAUGGUCAAGGUGGACGAACAUUCCUUCGUGUCUUGCUGCAUCUUAUAAUGCACGAUUACCCACCACUUGUCUCGGGGGCCCUACACCUACUCUUCCGGCACUUUAGUCAGCGUCAGGAGGUCCUGCAGGCUUUCCGGCAGGUUCAGCUACUCGUGUCGGAUUCCGAUGUUGAGUCGUACAAGCAAAUUAAAUCGGAUCUCGAUGUUUUGCGUCAGAGUGUGGAGAAAUCUGAGCUGUGGGUGUAUAAGUCCAAGACAAUGGAUGAUCACAUUGUUGUGUCGAGUGGGAAGAAGGUUAAGCAGGCGGAGGAUGAGGGUGGUGAGAAGCCGGCGGCCGCCGGGCUCGAUGAUUCGGACAGUCAAAAUCAAUCUCAGGAGAUUUUUGACGAUGGGCCCCCAUUGACGCCCGAACAGGCGCAUGAGUACAAGAAAAUCCAGCAGAUUCUCAUUCGAAUGAAUAAGUUGUGCAUAACAGUGGGCCCGGGGGAUUACAUUAAGCCACGGAAGCAUGAACAGCGCCUCCUGCGGAAUGUGGGUGUGCACAAUAUUGUGUUGGAUCUGCUGCAAGUGCCAUACGAUGAGAAGGAUGACUGUCGCAUGAUGGAGCUGAUGCGUUUAGCGCAUAAAUUCCUGCAGAAUUUCUGUCUGGGUAAUCAGCAGAAUCAAGUGUUGCUGAAUAAGCAUCUCGACUUAUUCCUCAAUCCGGGUAUCCUCGAGGCAGAGACGGUGUGUGCAAUCUUCAAGGAUAAUUUGGGCUUGUGCAAUGAGGUGAAUGAGAAGGUUGUUCAGCACUUUGUGCAUUGCAUCGAAAUUCACGGACGGCACGUGGAGUACCUGAAAUUCCUGCAGACCAUUGUCAAGGCGGAGAAUCAAUUUAUCCGCAAGUGCCAAGAUAUGGUGAUGCAGGAACUCAUUAAUGCGGGCGAAGAUGUUCUCGUCUUUUACAACGAUAAGGCUUCUUUUAAUCAAUUUGUCGACAUGAUGCGUCGCUAUAGGCGGGAUGAGUUGCCAGAUACGAGCCCACUGGAGUAUCAUGUGGAGCUGGUGAAGCUCCUUGCGUGCUGUACAAUGGGCAAGAAUGUCUACACGGAGAUCAAGUGCAAUAGUCUCCUGGCGCUCGAUGAUAUUGUAACGAUGAUCUCGCAUCCGGAUUGUGUGCCGGAAGUGAAGGAGGCGUAUGUGGACUUUCUCAAUCACUGCUAUAUUGAUACGGAGGUGGAAAUGAAGGAAAUCUACUCGUCGAAUCAUAUGUGGAGUCUCUUUGAGAAGUCCUUCCUCAUGGAUAUUGCCCGUGUUAUCAGUGAGGGCCCAACGCAGACGAAAGCUCUCGAGAAUUACGUCAUCAAUGGCAUUAUGAAUAUCCUUACGACAUUCUUCAAUAGCCCCUUCUCCGAUCAGAGCACCACCGUGCAGACGCGCCAGAAUAUCUUCAUUCAACUCCUCCAGAAUGCCGUGAAGAUGUCCGAGUGCAAAUGGUUGACACCAGCACAGAAGUUUAGCGUGGAGAAUUGCAUAAGGACACUCGCGGAGAUUGCCAAGAGUCGUGGCAUUGCCAUUUCCAUGCAUCUCGAGAGUCAACUUGUGACAAUGUUCCACAAGACCUCAAUACUCACGCGGCAAACGAGCAAAUGGCUGCUGGCGUCGAAGCAGACAAAGAUUGAGCGCAGCAGUUCGCAGCUGAUGCGUCUCGAUCGGAGUAUCAUUGAGGGUUUGCAGGACAUUGUGUCUCUUCUGGAGGAUCAACUGAAGCCCCUUGUGGAGGCAGAACUCUCCCUCCUUGUGGACAUUCUCUACCGUUCUGAGCUUCUCUUCCCAAUGGGUACGGAAUCCCGGAAACGCUGUGAAAGUGGUGGCUUCAUACGCAGGUUGAUAAAGCACACGGAAAAGCUUCUUGAGGAGAAGGAAGAGAAGUUGUGCGUUAAAGUCUUGAGGACACUGAGGGAAAUGAUGGCAAUUGAUGUGGAUUACGGCGAGAAGGGUGAUACACUGCGUAAUUCUCUCCUAACACGAUACUUUGGGAAGAAUUUUGCAGUUAAAACACCCGAAGAUGGGGAACAGAAGAAGGCACCUCAGUUGACAACUAUAACGCAUGGGCCAGGAGCAAAAUACUUAAUGCGCGCCAAUUGCACACUGCAUGAGGUGCAGAGUCACCUGGAUAAGGAGGGUGCAUCGGAUUUAGUGGUGGAACUCGUGAUAAAGUCCGUUCAUUCACCGUCAAUUUUCGUGGAGGCCGUUGAGUUGGGUAUUGCCCUUCUCGAGGGUGGGAAUCCCAUCAUCCAGAAGGGUAUGUACAGCAAAUUCCUCAGCGGUGACCUCAAUCAGGCCUUCUUUAAGGUCUUCUACGACAAAAUGCGUGAUGCACAGCAAGAGAUUAAGAGCACUGUGUCCGUGAAUACGGUGGACAUUGCAGCGAAGGUGCACGAGAGUAAGCAAGAUUUUAAGGAUUUGGAGAAGAUCUCCCGGAAGCAGGGGAGCAAGACGAAUGGGAUUAUAAUUACGGAAGAAUUGCGUGAGGAGCUCAAUAAUGCUGGUCUUGCGACGGCACGUGCCUACGCUAGUGCUCGGAGUCUCUCACCGGGUGAGGAUAGUUCAAUGGUGAAUAUUGGUAGUGCCCUCGAGGAUAUGCUGGCUGAGAAGAUGGAGAAGCACAAGGAUAAGGAUGAUAGGAAUAAGUUGUCGUCCAAAGUGUUGGUUAUGCAGCCAAUUUUGCGUUUCCUCCAGCUACUUUGUGAGAAUCAUAAUCCGGAUUUGCAGAAUUUACUGCGGAAUCAGAAUAACAAGACAAACUACAAUCUCGUCUCGGAGACACUCAUGUUCCUGGAUUGUAUCUGUGGUAGCACAACGGGUGGCCUGGGGCUCCUUGGGUUGUAUAUUAAUGAGAAUAAUGUGGCAUUGAUUAAUCAAACACUUGAGACACUCACGGAGUACUGUCAGGGUCCAUGUCAUGAGAAUCAAAAUUGCAUUGCAACGCACGAAUCCAAUGGGUUGGACAUCAUCACGGCCCUUAUAUUGAAUGAUAUAAAUCCCCUGGGGAAGAACAGGAUGGAUUUGGUGUUGGAGCUGAAGAAUAAUGCAUCGAAGCUCCUUUUGGCCAUUAUGGAGAGUCGUGGUGAUAGUGAGAAUGCCGAAAGGAUACUCUACAAUAUGAAUCCAAAGCAGCUAAUUGAUGUGGCGUGUCGGGCAUUCCAUCAGGAAGAGCUGCUGGAUGACAAUGAUCAUGAGGAUUUCAAUCAGGAGGACGACACAGGGGUUUCCCCGAAGGAAGUUGGUCACAACAUCUACAUUCUCUGCCAUCAAUUGGCACAGCAUAACAAGGAAUUGGCUGCAUUGCUGAAACCCUCGGAUCCUGUGGGGGCAAAUGACACAAAGACAAAUCAAGCGCUACUCUACUACGCCACGCAUACGGCACAAAUUGAAAUUGUUCGUCACGAUCGUACCCUGGAGCAGAUUGUUUUUCCCAUUCCGGAGAUUUGUGAGUACCUCACGCAUGAUACAAAGACAAAAAUCUUCCAUACAGCCGAGAGGGAUGAUCAAGGGUCAAAAGUUGCGGACUUUUUUGAUCGGACAGAGCACAUGUUUAACGAGAUGAAGUGGCAGAAGAAGCUACGGGGGCAACCGGCACUCUUUUGGGUUAGCAACUACAUGUCCCUCUGGAGCAAUAUUCUCUUCAACUGUGUCGUCCUCAUUAAUGUCAUUGUGGCAUUCUUCCAUCCGUUCGAUAAUAAGGUUCCGGAACUGAUGGGGCACCUUUCCCUCCUCAUUUGGACCAUUAUGCUUGGCUCUCUGGCCAUUGUUAUCACUGUACCGCGUGAAACGGGCAUUAGGACUCUCGUGGCGUCAAUUAUUCUACGAUUUAUCUUCUCCGUGGGUCCACUGUCCACCCUCUGGCUCCUUGGCUCCGUAACAGUUCUCAUGAAGGGCGUUCACAUUGUCAGCAUUAUGGGGAAUCAUGGGACCCUUGAGAAGCACAUCCUCAAAAUUAUAACGGAUGCCGAGCUGAUCUAUCACUUUGGGUACCUCAUCCUAUGUGUCUGUGGCAUUCUUCUACAUCCCUUCUUCUACUCCAUCCUUCUCUUUGAUGUGGUUUAUCGGGAAGAGACUCUCCUCAAUGUGAUUCGUUCUGUGACAAGAAAUGGCCGUUCAAUCAUCCUCACAGCUGUCCUGGCACUCAUCCUUGUCUACAUGUUCUCCAUCAUUGGCUACAUCUUCUUCCAGGAUGAUUUUCUCGUGCCCGUGGACGAUGAGAUAUCACUGGAAGAGGCCACAGAACCCCUAAGGAGUCACAUGAUCCCGCCAUCGGAUGAAUUGGAGGAGCAGUGCUCAUGCCCAGCAGGAGGGAAUAAAGUCAUUGUCACCGAUGGUGAUGGGGAGAGGAAGGAGAGAGCGUGUGAUUCCCUCAUUAUGUGCAUUGUCACCACACUCAAUCAGGGUUUAAGGAAUGGCGGUGGAAUUGGGGAUAUUCUCAGAGCACCAAGUAGUCAGGAAGCUCUUUUCGUCGCUCGCGUAAUCUAUGACCUUCUGUUCUUCUUCAUUGUCAUCAUUAUUGUGCUGAAUCUGAUCUUUGGUGUCAUCAUUGACACAUUCGCCGAUCUGAGGAGUGAGAAGCAACAGAAGGAGUUAAUCCUCAAGAAUACCUGCUUCAUUUGUGGCCUCAAUCGCUCUGCCUUUGACAAUAAGACCGUGAGCUUUGAGGAGCACAUUAAGUGUGAGCACAACAUGUGGCACUACCUGUACUUCAUUGUGCUGGUCAAGGUGAAGGAUCCCACGGAAUUUACGGGACCGGAAAGCUAUGUGCACGCAAUGGUGAAGGCGAGUGUAUUGGAUUGGUUCCCACGUCUGCGUGCCAUGUCAUUGGCAGCCAUUGAUGGGGAAGGGGAACAAAUUGAAUUGCGUAGCCUACAGGCAACACUCGAGAAUACCCAGCUACUCAUCAGUGGGCUAUCGCAGCAACUAAUGGAGCUGAAGGAUCAGAUGACGGAGCAACGAAAACAGAAGCAACGUCUUGGUUUGCUCAAUCCCACCACAUCGGCAUCCUAUCAGCUUGCUCAAGCUGGUUUUGGGGGUGUUAAUUAAACAAAUAAAUAAAGAAGAAAAAAAGCCAAAAUAAUUCAAAGAAAAGAAAAAUCUCGCGCCAAGACAAUCAGGGGAAGCCCGUGUGAUAAAAGCAAACAAAGCAAAAUAAAGCGCGAAUGAAUCUCUGCAACAAUUCCCCCCAAAUACAACACAAAGCAUCCUUCAACGAAUGCAGCCAUCUCUUAAGCGUUUAUUAAUUGUUUUAAAUAAUCUAAAAGCAAAAUAUUUCUUAGGUGAUAAUUGUUGUUAAAAAAACUUACAUUUUUUGUUUUUGCUAAAAGAAAAUUAUUAUAGUUCGUCGCUGUUUUAGGUGAAGAUGACCUGGGCACUCAAAAAGCUUAGCGCACGAUUUACUUAAUUUUAGUUUUUUUUUUGUGGAUUCAGACUCAAAGUCUCUUUUAUCUGUGUAGGUUUAAUUAGCUUGCCAAUGUUUAAAAAAAUGAAUCGUAUACAUAUUAUUAUAUAUUAUGGAAAUUAGAAUGAAAAUUUACAACCCUUGUUGUCAUCUUGUACUUCAUCAGAGAAAGAGUUUAAUAAAUGUUCCAUCCCAAAGUCACAA
Lutzomyia longipalpis is the source of this 9048-nucleotide messenger RNA. It is a transcript of the gene Itpr, whose product is annotated as inositol 1,4,5-trisphosphate receptor. The transcript is spliced from 9 exons. NCBI's taxonomy places the organism in Eukaryota, Metazoa, Arthropoda, Insecta, Diptera, Psychodidae. Gene Ontology annotation, cellular component: membrane; endoplasmic reticulum. Gene Ontology annotation, biological process: calcium ion transmembrane transport. The record is from RefSeq and is a predicted model, not a curated record. Gene Ontology annotation, molecular function: inositol 1,4,5-trisphosphate-gated calcium channel activity; inositol 1,4,5 trisphosphate binding. Bases 261 to 8489 code for a protein of 2742 amino acids.